This is a messenger RNA of Lutzomyia longipalpis, 1806 nucleotides long. RefSeq names its product L-dopachrome tautomerase yellow-f2-like. The coding region runs from base 194 to 1411 and encodes 405 amino acids. Gene Ontology annotation, cellular component: extracellular region. The transcript is spliced from 4 exons. The record is from RefSeq and is a predicted model, not a curated record. Lineage: Eukaryota; Metazoa; Arthropoda; Insecta; Diptera; Psychodidae.
UUUUUCUCUCUUCAAAGCAUUUUAUUCCUUGAUUUAUUCAGCCGCCAAAUGAUUAGAAGAAUUUUCUGCUUUUAAUUUUCUCUCUCUGUUGUAGCCUCAUUAAAGCACACAUUUCGUGGAGCAUUUAAAGGUCUCUCUUUGAGUCAAUUGAAGUCUGCAGUGAUCAAGUGAACCGAUCAGUCGAGCUUCCGCGAUGCUUCUUCAUCAGACUUUGGUCUUCCUCCUCAGCUUCCUUCUUGGCACAUCUUGUGCUGGGGAGCUGAAGGAAAUAUUCAAGUGGAAACAAGUAUACUACGAGGGGAUUCCUCCUGAAAUUACAGGCUAUAAUAAUUACAACAAUGUCCCAAUGGGGGUAACGCACCACAAGGGACGUCUCUUUGUUGCCAUCCCCCGAAGAGCACCAAAUGUCCUUUCCACACUCAAUGUGAUCUCCAUGUCUGAGGCAAAGUCAACUGAAAGCCCCCUUCUACGCCCUUAUCCUUCAUUGGAGAUGAAUAGACUUGACUCCUCACUACCGAAGGAAGAACGCUUCACUUCAAUCUACCGGAUGCGAAUGGAUACGUGCGAACGGUUGUGGUUUGUCGACACUGGACGCCACGUGACGAAUGAUGGUUCAAUUAAGGAGCAUCCUUCCGUGGUCUACGCCAUCGACACAACCACCGACACCGUGGCCGAGAGAUUCGUCUACCCAAGCAACGUUAUGGACGCGAAUGGGGCUAGCAUCAGUGUGGCCGUAGACAUUCCCAAUGAUAAGGAUUGCGGUGGAGCUUUUGUCUACAUUCCCAAUCUCUCAGAUGGAAAGAUUUUCGUCUUUAGUUUGCGAGAGAAGAAAAUGUGGGAAUUCUGGCACAACUUCUUUCACAUGAAUCCCUAUCAGGGAGACUAUUUUGUUGCUGGAAUUAACUUUCAAUGGCCCGAUGGAAUCUUCUCCAUUGCCCUCAGUGGGCAGGACUGUCGCGGCUACCGCACUGCCUAUUUCCACCCAAUGUCCUGUUUUGAGGAAUUCAGCGUUUCCACUGAAGUUUUGCGCAAUCAAAGCCUCUCAAUGCGUCCUCAUCAGGGCGAUGACUUCAAACGCAUCGGGGAACGCGGUGAUGGAAGUCAGAGUGGCUCCCACUACUACGACAACUCAACCGGCGUGAUCUUCUUCGCUGAAGUCGGUCGUAAUGGCAUUGGAUGCUGGAACACCGUCAAACCCCUCAUGCCGAUGAACAUGGGAACGGUAAUGCAGGACGAGAAGAGAUUCAUUUAUCCUGCUGAUCUCAAUGUUGAUACAUCUGGAAAUCUCUGGGUUAUAACUAAUACAAUGCCACGCUGGUUCUAUGAAACACUCGAUACGAAUGAGUACAAUUUCCGCGUUUGGUCAGCCCCAACGAAGGAAGCCAUCCGUGGAACUGUCUGUGAAUUGUAAGAAGAAGAAGAAAACUUCCCCCGUCCAACGUAAGAAUGGUGUGAGUUACGAAUUUAUACAAAAUAUCAUCUUUAUUCUCUUCCUUCUUCAUUCUUCUGAAGUUUUGACGUCAAAAUCCAAUAAAAAAUAAUCUAACUUGGGCAUAAAAAUCCCAUCAAAAGAAGAUGAAGUAACUUUAAAAAAAAUUAACAAAGCUGCAGUAUACAAUUUUACUAUUUUUUUUAUAAAAUUAUUUUGUUAAUGAGAUAAGAAUGAUGAAAAAUUAAAAAAAAAGAACUAUAAAUACGAGUUAAUAGUAAAAAAAAAAAACAUUUCAUGAUAGAUGAGAGUGUGAUAAGGUACAUUAAUAUUAAUUAAAAUAAUAAUAAUAAAAAACACAUUAAAUACAAACUAAA